UCUUGCAAAAAGAAAAGGUAUGUCAAACAUCCAGAACCAUCAAUUUGCUCCUACAAACCCAGAGCAGAUUGCAAUCACUUUCUGGCAGACUUUUUGGAACAACACCGGUUCACCACUUACUUGUGAAAGAAUGGAGCGUAACAACACACACCGUAACAACAGUCAGCGAAGCCCAUCAAUGAGUGAGCAGCCCAGUUCUCAGAGAGCCCAGACUGGGUCCCUACAGACCACAGAGUACAGAGAGAACUUCAUUGAUCCAAGAAGUUAUAAGACUUUGGUCUUACCCGCAACAAAGACAGACCCCUUCAAUCCACUGGCAGGCACAAAAUACACACCAACGACCAAUUUUAGGAAAAAAUCUGUCUGCUUAAAACAGAUGAAAGUCCCACCAGAGUCCCCAGAGACCCCAGGGCCAUUUUGGCCACUAGAGGCCCCAAUGCCAUCUUUGCCACCAGAGGACCAAGAGCCAUCUUGGUUGCAAGAGGCCCCAAAGCCAUCUUUGCCGGCAAAGUACCAAUUGCCACCUUGGUGGCCAAAUUCCCCAGCCUCACCUCGAUUCAGGACCACUUACAAAUCUGAUUUUGUGGCGCAUCCACUGCAGCCCAGGCAGAGCCCUUGGAAAAUAUCUUCCACUCUUUGCCUAAAUUGAUAUGGAUGGCUUCCUUUUCCUCCUGCAUCAUCACUUUACCCCACCUCCUUCAUCCUUGUUCUUUCUGUUCUUCAUUCUUGCAAAUGAUCAUCAUGUUUCCAUCUCGCAAGACUUUUUAACUCUUUUUUUAACACUUUUUAAGCUCACCUACUUGAUAUUUUAAUAUUGGGGUUAACUUUACUGGACUCCAUUUUCCCCUAGUAUCCCCAUGCUCUUUGUGG
Paralichthys olivaceus (Japanese flounder) is the source of this 870-nucleotide messenger RNA. The record is from RefSeq and is a predicted model, not a curated record. Lineage: Eukaryota; Metazoa; Chordata; Actinopteri; Pleuronectiformes; Paralichthyidae.